Messenger RNA from Trichomonas vaginalis G3, 1887 nucleotides. Its product is annotated as spectrin binding. The transcript has a single exon. The record is from RefSeq and is a predicted model, not a curated record. NCBI's taxonomy places the organism in Eukaryota, Parabasalia, Trichomonadida, Trichomonadidae. Gene Ontology annotation, molecular function: protein binding. Bases 1 to 1887 code for a protein of 628 amino acids.
AUGAUUGAUCUGAUGAGCAAUGAUUAUCUAAAGCAAUAUGAUGAAUUCAUAGAUACGUACCAUGGGCUCUUUCAUUUGCAAUCAACUGCUUCUCUCGAGGACGUUUUACAUUUAAUUGAUUCUGUUCUGAUUUCCAAAUAUCAAAUGCAUAUAACUGACUUGGUUUCAAGCUUGUUCGUAGCUAUUCAAUUCAAUUAUCGAUCUGUUCGACUUUAUUUGAAUAUUAUCAAUCAAAUCUUUACUAAAUACACUUUUUCCACAUCCGAAUAUAAUGUUUUGCGCCGAACAUCUGAUCAAAUAAACAUAAAUAUUGCCCCAAAUUCUAAUAACGUUUAUAAAGUUAAUUUAGACUUGAAAGAAUUCCCAAAAGAAGAUGAAAUCGAAUAUAUAAUAAUGUAUGAUCAAAUCGACAGAUUUAUGAGAAACAUAACUGAAAUAGCAAUUGAUAAUAUUUACAUAGAUGUUUUUAACUUCCCUCCUCUUUCAGCUAUUGAAGCUGCAGCUUAUUUUGGAUCAGUGAACAUUUUCUUUUUCCUUCUUUCAAAUUUAAACAAAAAAAUAACGCCACAAUGUCUUCAAUACUCAUUAAUUGGAGAAAAUACCGACAUCAUCAAUGAAUGUUUAAAAAAACAUGAAAUUGAUGAGGCCUGCUUAUAUUGCACUGUUAGAUCUCAUAACGAUGAAUUCUUGAAAUAUAUUAUAGAACAUGAUAUUUGUGAUAUUAAAGAUAUUGAGACUUCUGCAGUUAUUCUCUCACAAAACUUGAAAGCACUUUUCCUUAUGUUCGAGAAAGAUAAGAAUUCAAUAAUUCCAUGGUGUGCAGCAAUUCCGCAAUCACUCGAAAUUCUCAAGCACAAUGAUUUCGAUUAUGCAUAUAUAGAUCCUGUCUUAGGAACUCUUCUUAGUGUUGCAACUACUUACAAUAAUUAUGAAAUUUGUAAAUUAUUAUUAGAAAAUGAUGAAGUUUGCAAAACAAUAAUUAAUCUAAGAAGUAAUUUAGAUAACCCUCCUUUGCUUUAUGCAGUUAAGAAUAACUAUAUAGAAAUCGCUAAGCUUUUAAUAUUAAGAGAUGCUGAUUUGAACGCAAAAGAUCUUGCGGGACAAACUGCUCUCCAAAUAGUGUCCAUAUAUAACUGUAAAGAAAUUGCGGGGUUUCUAAUUUCAAAUGGUGCAAAUAUUAAUGAAAAAGAAAUCAAAACCAAAAAAUCUGCAAUUCAUUUUGCGGCUGCUAACAAUUCUGUAGAUGUAUUAAAUAUUUUAAUUACAAAUGGAGCAGAUGUCAAUGAUAAAGCAAAAGAAAAAGCUACGCCACUAUAUUUUGCUAUAUUAAGUCACCACAAAGAAGCCUCAAAAUUUCUUAUUUCUCAUGGUGCUGAUAUCAAUUUCAAGGGUAAAUAUGGAAUUACUCCUCUUAUUUUUGCAACACGUAGGAAUUUGAAAGAGAUUGUAGAACUACUAAUUUCAAAUGGUGCAGAAAUAAAUGCGAAAACUGAUUUAGGUUUGUCAGCAUUGCAUCAUGCAGCUUCUCAAAAUUAUAAAGAUAUUGCAGAAUGUCUUAUUUUGCAUGGUGCAAAUGUUAAUAUUAAAGAUAAUGGUGGUCAUACUCCUCUUUAUUACGCAGCAGGAAACAAUGGUAAAGAUGUUGUUAUACUACUUAUCUCAUAUGGCAUAAACGUUUAUAAUAAAGAAGAUAUUAAUUCUAGUCUUUUCAUUGCAGUAGCCAAAAAUAAUAAAGAAAUAACUAAAAUUCUUAUAGAUAAUGGUGCUGAUAUUAAUACAAAAGAUACACAUGGACUUUCAGUUCUUCACAUCGCUGUGCAAAAAAUAUUAUCACAAAAUUACAGAAUUCCUUAUUUUGCAUGGAGCAAAAAUCAAUGCUCAAGAUAA